Molecule: messenger RNA, 1008 nt
Organism: Mycotypha africana
Lineage: Eukaryota; Fungi; Mucoromycota; Mucoromycetes; Mucorales; Mycotyphaceae
Product: S-adenosyl-L-methionine-dependent methyltransferase
Exons: 4
Coding region: 1-1008 (335 amino acids)
Biological process (GO): tRNA methylation
Cellular component (GO): tRNA (m1A) methyltransferase complex
Source: RefSeq, a predicted model, not a curated record
AUGACAUUCCUGAUCUGCACGAAGAAAUCGCUAACUCAUCUAAAAAAAUUCAUUCGUAACUACAGCAGCUUCCAGUAUGGAGACUUUUGUAUGUUGCGACAAACAAAGUCAAAUAAGACUUACUUUGUUGGCCCACUAGAAGCAGGAAAUCAAAAAAGUAUCAAAGGUGUCCCUGUAUACCACGACGAGAUAGUUGGCAAAAGACCUCGAACUGUGUUGACGACGGAAUCCCAAACUCAUGGGUUUUUAAUAGAAAGACAGCGAUAUAUGCUUCACUUUCCCACCUUGGACGAAUAUGUGGUGAACGUUCCUAGAGCUUGUACACCCAUAUACCCCAAAGAUGCCUCAGCUAUUGUUCAACUGUUGGAUUUAGAACCAGGACAUAAAGUGAUAGAAGCAGGGACAGGCAAUGGCUCGCUCAGCUUAUACAUGGCAAGAGCUGUAGCAGGCAAGGGAGAAGAGAGCGAUAGCAGCGGUCGAAUUGACAGUUUCGAUGUGCGGGAGAACCAUUCAAAAACCGCCAAAAAACAUAUUGAACGCUAUGCUCGACGACGAUAUAGCUCAAUCAUUUCGCUUCAUAUAGGUUCCGUGGCCGACAAGCUUUCAGAAAUGAUGAUGCCUAACGAACAAUAUGAUGCUGUUGCGCUAGAUAUGCCAGAACCCAAUGCGGAAAUACCACGACUCUUGCCUUAUUUGAAAAACGAUCGAUUUAUUGUAUGUUAUUUGCCAAACAUAACGCAGGUGCUUUCGUUAGCCAAAUGUAUAAUAGACUUGCCACUUGUGUUGGAGGAUUGCAUCGAAACAGAAUGGAAGGAAUGGGAAGUGAGAGCAACUCAUAUCAGGAGUAAGCUGAGGGAGCGCAUGGAGAAUAACAUUUCUACAGAAGAUAUGGAUAUUACAGCAGGCUUGCCUACAGAUGCAUGGGUUUGCCGCCCAAAGAAUUUUGACGUAAAGGGCCAUACUGCAUUUCUUGUAAAACUAAGAAAAGCAGCGCCCAUUAUUACUUGA